Molecule: messenger RNA, 3354 nt
Organism: Linum tenue
Lineage: Eukaryota; Viridiplantae; Streptophyta; Magnoliopsida; Malpighiales; Linaceae
Source: the annotation of a GenBank genome assembly
AUAACUGAUCCACCUUGGAGCACGCAAAAUGUGACCUAACGUCGGCAGCACAAGUUGACAACAAGAAACCGAAAGUCUGAAAUUUCGUGGCGUCCAUGAAAAUGACAAACGGAAGAAGAAAGAAGAAAACAGAGGACGUGAGAAAGGGAAAACAGAGGAAUCGAAAAGGGGGAAAAAUCAAAACUUUAUAAGCAACAAUUUCCCAUUAUGAAGUAGUGUGGACUGUGGAGUGUAGAGUAGUAGGUUGGUACUUGGUAGUGCUUGUUUGUCAGUCUCAAAUUCAAUCCUCCAUUUCGUACGAACAAAAGCCGGCAGGCAGGGCAUCACUUCGCUACCGCACUUUCUACCCAACAUUUUCCGCUUUCUCUCUUUUUACCCUCGUCGCUUGUGCCAUGGCGACGGCGACAACCCUGAAAGCAGGGACAAGGCCGCCGUGGGUGGGUCUCGGAGCGGCGAUCUGGGUCCAAAUUGCGGCAGGGAAUGCGUACAACUUCCCUCUUUACUCCCAUUCCUUGAAAUCCGUGCUGGGUUUCAACCAGCAGCAGCUUUCUAUGCUUGGAGUAGCUAACGAUAUCGGCGAGAACAUUGGCGUUAUCCCUGGGAUCGCUUGCAAUUACUUGCCUCCAUGGGUUAUUCUCCUCGUCGGAUCUUUGGCUUGCUUCUUUGGCUAUGGCGUCCUCUGGCUCUCCCUUAGCCGCACAGUCGAGUCCUUGCCCUACUGGCUGCUCUGGCUAGCGCUAUGUGUUGCUACAAACAGCAGUGCAUGGUUCAGCACAGCGGUGCUGGUGACCAACAUGAGGAACUUCCCUCUCAGCCGAGGCACCGUGGCUGGUAUUCUCAAAGGCUAUGGAGGAAUCAGUGCUGCGGUGUUCACCGAGAUCUUCAACAUCUUGCUCCAUGGAUCCUCCUCCAAGCUCCUCAUGUUCCUUGCUGUUGGGAUUCCCAUCCUGUGUUUUGCAGUGAUGUACUUUGUGAGAGCUUGUACUGAAUCAUCUGGUGAUGACCCUUCCGAAAAUUCCCAUUUCCUCUUCAUCCAAGGUGCUCUUGUUGUGCUUGGCGUGUAUGUCCUGACGAGCACAAUACUUGAUCACAUGCUUAGCCUGAACCCUGCGGUUUGUUAUGCGAUUCUGGCGAUACUGUUUGCCCUCCUUCUGGCUCCUCUGGCUGUUCCCAUCAAGAUGACUUUUGCUCAAGUGAGGAGUAGCAAAUCAGUGUCCAUCGACCAAAGAGUGUCAUCUAAUGACUCUUUGGUGCAGGGCGAUGGGAGCAUGGAGAAAACUGAGCCAUUGCUGAUGAAGAAGUCUUCGUCGGCAACAACAAGUGAGAGCUUUAGGGAAUGCGACGAUGGGUCGGAGGUGGCAAUGCUUCUAGCUGAAGGGGAAGGAGCAAUCAAGAAGAAGAGGAAGCCUAGAAGAGGGGAGGAUUUCAGUUUCACUGAAGCUGUAGUGAAAGCUGAUUUCUGGCUCAUUUUCUUCAUUUACUUCGUGGGAGUUGGCUCUGGCGUGACCGUGCUAAACAACCUGGCUCAGAUAGGGAUUGCACAAGGAAUGCAUGAUACAACAAUCUUACUGUCACUCUUCAGCUUCUGCAAUUUUGCAGGGCGCCUUGGUGGAGGCGUCAUCUCUGAACAUUUCGUCAGGAGGAGAACAAUCCCUCGAACGGUAUGGAUCACAUGCGCUCAAGCACUGAUGGUGGUGACAUACCUCCUCUACGCAUCUGCCAUAGACGGGACCCUCUAUGCAGCAACUGCGCUGCUCGGUAUCUGCUACGGGGUUCAGUUCUCCGUCAUGAUUCCGACUGUCUCGGAGCUUUUUGGGCUGAAGCACUUUGGUAUCUUCUACAGCGUCAUAUCGAUAGGGAACCCCAUCGGGGCAUUCCUCUUCUCGGGCCUCCUAGCAGCAUACGUUUACGAUACCGAGGCAGCCAAGCAGAACGAAUCGAAUAGUAUGCUGCACAGUUCUGGUUUCUCUUGCUUGGGUCCAGACUGCUUCAGGCUGACCUUCUUGGUUCUAGCUGGCGCCUCUGCCCUAGGCUCCAUCUUGAGCUUCGUACUAACAUUGAGGAUCAAGCCUGUUUACGAGACCCUUUACGCUGGCGGCUCGUUCAGGCUGCCUCGGACUUCUGAUGAUCAGUAGUAGGGUCAUCUGUUAUUGUAGUAGGACUGAAGGUCUUAUUUUUGGAUGAGCUAAGGAAGCAGCAUAUAUAAUUAUAUAUGUGUGUGAGAUUUGACUAUUUGUAACACCAAGUCCUUCUCCAAUCGGAGCAAGGAUUUGUUGUUCUGUCUACAUAUAUGAAGGCCAUGAUGCAGAAUCGCUAGAAUCAGAGUGCGUUUAAGCAAUUCUUCCAUCUUAUUUUCAAGAAUUCGGAAUGGAAGGGGAUACGUACUUCGGCAAAUUACCGCCGGAGCUACUAGGAAAAAUAGCCACCGCCCUUCCGCUCGAUGAAGCCACGAGGACCAGCAUCCUCUCCCGCCGAUGGCGGAGUCAGUGGAGAUCGGCGCUGCCAAACCCGCACUUCGCCGGCAACCCGACCACCCAAUUCGCCCCCAACGGUUACCCAAUCUCGUGCUUCGACACCGUGGACGAAUUCCUGAACUGGGUCGACAAGGUUAUUACCCGCGGGGCCGCCGCCGAGCUCUCGAUCGAAUCGCUGGGGCUGAAUUUCGAACCGGAGGAUACACAUUGCGGGUGGAUCGAGUUCAAUUACAAGGAGGACGGAUCCAAUACGGCGGCGCCGCUGGUGGACGGCGCUUGCACCUGCUGCCGAUUCAAGGUCGUGUCUUUUCGCAGGCCGGACAGAGUACUCUCCCUGAGCGGUCUGUUGUCGGGAAGAAGGCGGGGGGGACUUCUCAAGCGCUUGGCCCUGCGGAACUGCGACAUGGGAAUCCUGAGGAGCCAACUCACCGGCGCCGGCAACAGUUUUCAGUUUCUGAUAUCCUUGGUGGUGCAGAAGGGGCGAUUCAUAGAGGCGAGAUUCCUGAGCUGUUUCAUCUACGGUUGCCCGAUUCUCCAGGAGGUGACCUUGGAAGACUGCUACAUCGUGGACAAUUACGAGUAUGGGGAUGAGGACGACACCGUUCUACGACCUUGCUCCGGUGGUCGGUUGAUGAUCGUGAGGGAAAGCUUGAUGCUUUUGAGAUUGACUAGGUGCAGUGGCUUCGCAGAAGUUGUGUACGUGUCCCGAAAAAGAAAAGAUGAUUAUCGCCCCACAAUACAAGAUGACACGAUAGAAUUUGAUUUUUCUGAUUUCGAGCCAUUAUCGCCCGAUGUUGCCUUAUUGACACUCUCUUGGCAACUUGGGUGACAAUGAACAGAGAGAUUACAGGAGUGUCGGAUGGAUGAGGAUGAAGUUGUG